GUUGGGGGUACCCUCCGUCGCUCCCCGUUUGGUUUCGGUUUGCCCAAGGCACCCGCCUUGUGGCAAGAGGUCGGCGUUCAGGGCAGCCAUGGGCUGCGGCGCCAGCGCGGCUUCCGAGCAGCCGGCGGCACGUCAAACGGCCGCUGAGCUGCCGUACUGGCCCCUGGAGGCGCCAGACCUCAGCCGGGAGGUUCCGCCGCCACAGCGCCUGGCAAAGCUGCUCGAGAACAGGUCCUACUUGGAGCGCGAGGAGCACGUGCUCAACAGCUUCGUGGUGCGCUGCCGGGAGACCGAUGAAAACACCGACCAGGCCCACGACUUGUUGGACCACUUGGCCCUGGAGUUGGCCUCCGAGCAGCGCAUCGCCUGCGCCGCCUUCGCUCGCUUCGACAAGAACCGGAAUGGGUUCCUGCAGGUUGCGGAGAUCGAGUACAUGUUGGACUAUCUGGGCUUUCCCCACAUGCCGGAGGACGUGACUAGCUUCAUGAGCACCAUCGACCGGGAGGUGACGGAUGGCCAGAUCAGCCUUGAGGAGUUCUUGCAGUGCGUGGGACGCUUCGGGGGCACCUGCAAGCUCUUUGAGAUGCGGCGGAAGCAGAUCCAGGCUCGUGGCACGGACUUGGCCGAGAAGGAGGAGGAAAACAAGGACCACCAGCGGUGCGAGCUGUUGGCGUGCGGCCUUCUGGAAGAUGAACAGGCGAGCUGGCAGCCCCUGGUGAGCAAGGCAGACCUCACGGCCGCCGCCAACAUGGAGCCCUGCCAGCGGGAGGCCAUCCGCCAUGUGCGCCAUUUGGCGCGCAUGAACCACGAGCAGGCCUUGCCCUUGCUUACAGAGCGCUUCACACACAUGGGCUACACCACCUCGGACAUGUGGAUGACGCUCUCCUGGAUCCGGGAGCUGGCACCGGUGAUCAUCCAUGUGGACCUGAAGACCAUCGCGGAGUUCCUCAGGAAGGACACCCACUAUCGGAAUCAGUUCGAGACUGCGAGCUCCGGGGGUUUGCUGGACACCUCCGUGCGCGACAAGUGGGAGCGUUCGCUGUUUGGUGCCGCCUACGAGGGGGCAGAGCCCUUUCACCGGCCGAAGUACGGGGUUCUGAACGUGUGGAACGACCCUCAGGGCAUCUACGGCUGCGAGCAGUACGGGGACUCCUACCUGGUGCUCAAGGAUCUUCGCCUCCGCUGCACGCUGGCGCCACAAGACUCCGGCGGCCUACCCGCGCAGAGGCUAGCUGUGCUCGACUACUGCGCUCAUUCCCUCAUGGAGUACACUGAUGCCGAGUUGCAGGAGAUGGUGGGCCUGGCGCGGCACGGCCGCGAGAAGAUCGGGGACUCCCAAGUUGUGUGCCAAGCCUGGGGCAAGUACAAGGAAGUGCAGAUCCACGGGGAGAUCGACUUGAGCAAGCACGUGGAACGUUUGGUGGUACCCGAGCGCCACUCUGACCACGCUGCGGAAUACGACGAUCUGGCCAAGGCCAAGGGUUGGCAGAUCACCUGGGCAGAGGAGAUGGAGCGGGAGCUGGAGCAAAAAGCUGGGGGCGCCGAGAUGAGUCGGGAGGACUUCGACAACAUGUUGGAGAAGAUUGCCGACCAGGGCGAAGCCAAAGAGGCGAACCUCGAGGCAGUGCCGGAGGCAGCCAAAAUUUCGGCCUAACCAUUUUGGCUGCGCAGAUUGGACUCGCAUCGGUCCAGUGGCAACCUCUGGAUCCCGGCAGUCCUUCGGAGCGCUUCCGCCCAAGGCCCUAAACCAACACCCAAAUGGCUUUUAAAGGGAAGCCAUAAGAAACCAACAACUUGGAAGGGUCUCGAUGUUUGAGACCUGACCAAAUGAGUGCACCCAAAUGGCAAGACCGAUGUCCAGAGCUCCCGAUAUGGAGCUACCAUUUCGCUGGAAGAAUUCUUCACGCUCAACAUGGUUCAAGCA
Effrenium voratum is the source of this 1924-nucleotide messenger RNA. NCBI's taxonomy places the organism in Eukaryota, Dinophyceae, Suessiales, Symbiodiniaceae. The record is from the annotation of a GenBank genome assembly.